Molecule: messenger RNA, 1404 nt
Organism: Marchantia polymorpha subsp. ruderalis
Lineage: Eukaryota; Viridiplantae; Streptophyta; Marchantiopsida; Marchantiales; Marchantiaceae
Source: the annotation of a GenBank genome assembly
AAAGAGGCUGUCAAGACGAUAGUGCACUGUACCGUACGGAGAAAGCCUUCAGGGAAUGGAUAAAGAUAUAGCUGACGUGUCGUGAAUUUGACGGUGGUUCGAGCCCCCCUCGACGAGAAUUCGACGGCUAGGAAGGAAAAUGGUCGAGGGACUCUAAUUUUGACGAACAUCGACAUUUCCUUCGAAUCAAACUUCUCUAGCGGUGGCUGCGUUCGUUGCAACAUCGUAGCGGCCAUCAAUGGCGACAAUCAGCGCUGCGACUGCCGCGCCUGCUGCUGCUGACUUCUCACUCAGGGAUAGAAGGCAUUUUCAACGGACUGCGGCUUCUGUGUCUGUCACUUCCAGAAGUUUUCUGCAAGGAUGCAAGCUGCAAGUUCGGCCCGCCAUGGCUGCACAAAAACCGGUGCUAAAAUGGCGUUCUUUGGCUGUCAGGAACUUGGCUCUAACGGAGCCGCCCUCUCAGGAUCAAGAUUUGAAUAUUGAAGAUUUGGACGAAGCCGAGCUAGAUGAACUAUUUGAAGAAUAUGGCGAGGUGGUAAGAGGGGAUGAACCUAGAGCAAGUUCUUCAGAAGUUGACGACGAUGCAGACAGUCUUGCUUUUGCUGUGGCCAUGGCCGAGGCUGCGAAUGAGGUCAAGGGUGGGGACAUUCGCGUUCUUUGUGUGAAGCCUCUUGUAUACUGGACACGAUUUUUCGUCAUUGCUACUGGUUUCUCGCGGCCACAAGUAGAUGCUAUCGGGAGCAGAAUUCGUGAUUUGGCAGAGCAGCGGUUUAAGAGAACAGCCCGUGGCGAUUUGAAACCCAAUGCCUGGACAUUAUUGGACUUCGGUGAUGUGGUGGUGCACAUUUUCUUUCCGAAGGAGCGCUCCUUCUAUAAUUUGGAGGAGUUUUAUGGGAAUGCUACUCUAGUAGAGCUGCCAUUUGAAUCGGAGACAAGGGAAUCCUAGAGGUGAUUGAGCUUGACAGGAAUGUCAAUCUACCGAGGGAUAAUGUCUUUCGCAUAUUCAGUCGUGUACAGUUACUUAAUUAAAUGAAAUGAUGCAAAUGUUAUCGAUUGGCGCCAGAGGAUGUCGGAGUGUACACGUUAUAUGAGGAUGGGACUGACCUAGCUUCUUGGCGAUGUGCACAAAAGGGUCCGACGUUCGUUAGACUGAUAGUUAGCUUCUAGACAAAAAUUGCAACUAGCUCCAUUUGUUUGAUCACUAUCUACAUUCAUUUUUGACAAAGGAAUAAAAAUAGAAAGUAGGACAAAUAUAUCUUUCAAUUACAUGCGCACAUUUACUUCAUUUGUGGCCCAAGAACGUGAAAAAGUUCACAUCGUUUGAAGAACUGCUGGUGUUCUAACGUGUUAUUUACGAUGAGCAAGUCGAGAGGUAUGCUUCAGCUCGGCUGGGACUAUCGAAGG